This is a messenger RNA of Corticium candelabrum, 1960 nucleotides long. RefSeq lists its product as uncharacterized. Gene Ontology annotation, cellular component: nucleus. Bases 35 to 1744 code for a protein of 569 amino acids. Lineage: Eukaryota; Metazoa; Porifera; Homoscleromorpha; Homosclerophorida; Plakinidae. The transcript has 7 exons. The record is from RefSeq and is a predicted model, not a curated record. Gene Ontology annotation, molecular function: cis-regulatory region sequence-specific DNA binding.
AGUCUGUUGGUCAAGCAAGACUGCAUGGUGUUACAUGUCUAUUGUGCUAACCGUUACUCUACUACUAAAGGUAACUUCCUUUUGUGACUCUCAAGCUAACCAACUGAAGUGGCCGAAAGACAUUCUUACGACAGUAGACGCGCUUCCUGAUGAGGCUUCAGCAUGGAAUUACACGAUCGACCCGGAAUGGAAAACGAAGUGGACCACAAAUGUUUCUUCUUUCUUAGAAUAUUGCAAUGGAAGUUGUCAGUUAGAUGUAGAAAUCCUGGAGAAAUUUGUGAAGUCAUUAUUUAAAGUGAAAAAUGCAAUGGCAAAAUAUUUCCUCUCUGAACACUUUUCUGACAUCAUUGAUUCACAGGAGUUGGAGCUGCUUAGCCAUUCUUAUUCUCUUCUGUUUGAACAGUUAAUUAUACAAGGAGUGACAUCAGGUGAAUGGAAAGUUGGAGAACGACAACCUCAAGUUCUCUCUCUAGCUGUUAAUCUUCAUGCCGUUCAUGCUGUUGAUUGCUUAUUGAGGCAUAUCUAUCAUCAUCCUGAUGAAUACUUCUUUGAGUACGUGCAUGCUAUGCAUCAAUCUGUGAUGAAUCAGGAUUUACAGUUACUGAAUAUGCUAACAAGUCAAGUUGUGAAAGCAUCGUGUGUAGAGCGACUUGUCGAGUAUCUCGGUACCAUCUUAAAUGGAAGAUCAGUGCUGGAUAUUGCAGUUUUACAAUGUCAACGAACUACUCCAUCACAGUGUGUUGUGCUGUCAACGUUGGUAGGAAUAGUUAAGAAAUUUGAUACAAAUAGGGGUGAGACUGAAUACACCAAGCUAGUAGAAACUCUGGACAGUGAUUUGUCAUGCUCGAGUUAUCAGAUAGACAUGCCAGGUAGUCAGAGCUUGCUAUCUUGCUUGCAUUCUAUUGAAUUAAAGAAUGAAAGCCAAACUGAAGGAACAAUGAAUACAAAUUGGAUGGAAAUACUGAUGGCAACUAUGCAUGCAGCUACCAGAAAGGGAAGUGGAGGAUGGAGAAUAUCACAACAAUCAGGAAUAGAUUCACAUGGAUGUGAUCUUCCUGUUAUUUCAUUGAUUGACCUUGAACCAUCUCAUUUCAUCGACGAUUAUGUUAACUUGAGUCAGCCAAUUCUGAUCAAGAAUGCAACAGAACAAUGGCAUUUGAGAGAUAGACUUGAAAAGAGUCAAUUAUCAGCUGAUAAUGGUGAUGUUGAUGUUUUGGUGGGCCUUAUUCCAUACGGUGAAGUGUUCGGUGAACUCAAUGGAUAUGCCACAAUCAGUGAGUUUCUUAUCUACAUGGAUGAGCUUGGUGAGAACCAGACUUUGUCAUCCAAUAUGAGGACAGCACCUCUGUAUGUGUUUGAUAAUGAGAUAUUACAAGAAAAGUUUAUUGGAGAUUAUCAACUUCCAGAUAUUUUCUCACUUUGGAAUGACGUUCUUCAAGUGCAUCAGUUCAUUCUUGGACCAAGAGGAUCAGGAGCACCUUUCCAUUAUCACUGUCCAGCUGUAAAUGUUGUUUGCUAUGGUCGAAAGUAUUGGUUUCUAUAUCCACCUGGCCAAGCAAUCUACAGUAAAGUUCAUCCAUUUGAAUGGCUACAGAACUACAAACAAAAGGCACAAUACUCCUUGCUGCAUUGUGUACAGCAUCCAGGAGAUCUUCUGUUUGUACCUGCUGGCUGGACACACAGUGUACUCAAUUUAGAUGAAGUGGUAGGAAUGGCUGUAGAAUUUGACACAGGCAACUGCUAGCAACAAAUGGACUGAUAAAAUUUCUAUUCAGUGAAUGUAUAUUCGUGUAGGUAGUUACUAAGUAACUUAAUGUCCAACACAAGAAAGCAAAACAGUGCAAAUUCAUUUGUUGCUGUAGUUCCACCUACUAGUCAAUGAUUUCUCAAUAUGGAGGCUCACAAUUUGCCUACAGAUUGCCACAAACCAUCCGCUAGAGAAUAUGUUGAAUGCUCAAUA